Molecule: messenger RNA, 675 nt
Organism: Paracoccidioides lutzii Pb01
Exons: 2
Coding region: 1-675 (224 amino acids)
Source: RefSeq, a predicted model, not a curated record
AUGAAGACGGGAGAAACCUGCUACUGUGACUUGUGCGUCGAAACGGCUGCCACCCUCUGUAAGCCGUGGGUUCGUCUUGACGGAGGAGCAUACACUGAAAACCAGAUCAAGCAAAGAGAACAGUACAAAACCAGCAGCCGUUCGUCCCCCUCGAAAACGCGCGAUACAAGGAUAUAUUUCCUAGAAUUCUGCAAAGCCUCCCUAAUCCGCGACAAAAAGAUUUCGGAAAACAUCACGACUCCAAACUUGGUCGCAUUCUGCAGGCAGGAAGACCAUCUGAUGCCCCUUGCAUACCGAUAUUUGCGAAGUGUAGCAAAAGCGAUAGAGUGGUAUAACACCCCCGAAGAAGGGGAAGGUACCUCACAGCACUGGCACCUAUUCGUGGCUCAUGCACAAAACCUAUGGCUUGUCCUCGAAAAGGAAAUGCAAAGCUUGCCCCGGGCGGCAUGUUCCGAGAUUGAAUACAACCAGAAGGUCUUGGGCAUCGCAAACGAGUUUCACUUCAGAGACGAACACCUUGCAGAAACGCAUCCUGACGGCUAUGAGACGCAUGGGCAUGAAAUGCUUAAGCCAAGUGAAGUGGUCUCCGGUUUAGGAUUGCGAGAUUUGCGACAAGACACUCCGAAGGAGGAUCAGCUCGGGGGGCCGAAGGCGCAGCAUCCUGAACAAGGGUAG